Kockovaella imperatae is the source of this 1755-nucleotide messenger RNA. RefSeq lists its product as hypothetical. NCBI's taxonomy places the organism in Eukaryota, Fungi, Basidiomycota, Tremellomycetes, Tremellales, Cuniculitremaceae. The record is from RefSeq and is a predicted model, not a curated record. The transcript is spliced from 3 exons. The coding region runs from base 474 to 1658 and encodes 394 amino acids.
AAGCAAACCACGGGCCCAUCCCAUCCAUACUGAUAUGUUUCUUCCCCUCUCUCUCGAGUCAUCCAACAUUCCGCCAGUCAUCGACCCGCUCGCUCGCCCCUGCUGCUGCUGCCGCCGCCGACUGUAACAAACUGAUCAUUCCUCCAACGCCAUCGCAGCGUGCUUCCUCUCCGUCAUUUGCAUACCACCGAAAACCUUCAAACGCCACGCAAUUGUGACACACCCGCGCCCAUCCGCUGCGAUCCCGCAUCAUACAUCGUCGUCACUUUAUUCCGUGGUCAGUCAGUCAGUCAGUCAGUCUCAGCUCGACACCGCUCUGAGUGGACCUCCGACAUAGCCAUUACAGGAUCGACGCGUAAUACCGCAGUCGUAUUGCUCGACAUUGGCGUAUUCGAAUUUCCAACAUUACAGAGGACCUCGCAUUGGUUGGUCUAUCUGCUUGCUUGCAAGUCUCCUCUCGUCACUGGUCCGUCAUGUCUUCUCCGAUCGCCUCGAGCAGUACAGCAACUCACGCUCAACCCAUUCACGGGUUCGUCGGUCCAUUAUCGACGUUCCCAACUCGACCUCGUCGCGCUUCGUCCCCUUUCAGCGAUGCAUCUCCUGCCACCCCGAUAUCGGCAUGUGCCUUCAUUUUCGGAUCACACGAGCCGGCAAGAGCAGACGAAUUUGAAAGCUCGUUGACCAGUCCAUUGACUCCUCGGACGAGCUUCACUUCCGCUGGUAGUCUCACUAGGCACAAGUCAGGUUCAGAUAAGGGUUCAAGAAGGGCCUUGUUCUAUAUCGCGGAUGCGGAAGACAGAGAUGACGAUCAGGAGGAACACGAAGAGGAUGACGACGAAGAAGAGGAGGAGAUCAGUCACCGAUGGGGGGGAACCCAACAACCAAGUUCCAGAGCUGUGGCUGUGGCUGCAAGCUAUGGUCAGAGGCAGAUGUUCAAGGCAGUCACUCAAUCCGGUGACAGGACACACUCCCUCAAGGCUCUGCAAAGAAGACGCACACCUUUGUAUCCCCAAGAUGGACUCCGUCGACGUUUGAACGAAUCCGACGAGUCAUCCGCAUCCACCCACUCUCCUCUCCUUCUCCCCUUCUUUGGCCCAACAGAGACAGACUCAACCUCAUGCGGUCUCAAGCGACGACCUGCUAUUCGACGAAAACGAUCUCAAUCUUCAAUCUACGACUCCAUGUCUUUGUCUACCGAUUCUCCACUAUGGCCUCCAUCCGAGACUAGUCAUCUCGAAGGCCGGUGUACACCUGACGGAAUUCCAUUCUACUCUCUCCAGGCGCAUCCCCUCAGACCGAGAAAAGCAGCGACGAUCGACAUUCAUACCAUCUCCACUCGAUUAGGCAGUCCGGUCCUCGAUAGAGACUCUGAAUUCGCUCGUCAUCUGAUCGACGAACGACGCAUCACGACCAGUCCCUCGGAGGACGACUUGACGAGUGCUCAACGUCGAUCUAGACCAGCUAGCCUCACGAUCAUUUCGGAAGAAUCCGCCUCAUCCCCCAUCGGCUGGGUCAGGCGACUGAGCAAGAGGGGUCGUAAAGCCAAGAAGAUUGGGCUGGAUGGAGACGAAAAGCUCGGCGGGUGUGCCAACUCGACGCAGGCAGUCACAGGACACAAGAGACGGUUCUCUCUUCCUUCGUUGAGAUUUCACAGGUGAAGCGACGACUUCUAACGCAUACAAUCAAAUUGUCCGCCCGAUUUCACACGUCUAGUUGUUGUACAUAAUCAUUGGUCUUGCAUGCUACAUUUUUGGG